Plectropomus leopardus (leopard coralgrouper) is the source of this 779-nucleotide messenger RNA. The record is from RefSeq and is a predicted model, not a curated record. Lineage: Eukaryota; Metazoa; Chordata; Actinopteri; Perciformes; Serranidae.
UGUGGGAAAAGGUUUAGUAUUAAGGGGGAUCUGAAUAGACACGUGAAAACUCAUACAGGUGAAAAACCUUUCAGCUGCUCUGAGUGUGGAAAAAGAUUUGGCCGCAAGGGGAGUCUGAAGACACACAUGAGAAACCAUACGGGAGAACAACCAUUCAGCUGCUCUGAGUGUGGGAAAAGAUUUGGCAGAAAUGGGACUCUGAAGACACACAUGAAAACUCAUACAGGAGAGAAACCAUUUUUCUGCUCUGACUGUGGGAAAAGAUUUGGCUUCAAAGGGAAUCUGAUGACACACAUGAGAACUCAUACAGGAGAGAAACCAUUUUACUGCUCUACCUGUAGUAAAGGGUUUGCCACAAAGACUAAUCUGAAGAUACAUGUGAGAAUACACACAGGAGAGAAGCCAUUCAGUUGCUCAAUUUGUAAGAAGUCUUUUCGGCGGAGUAGAAGUUUACAAAAACAUAUGAAUAUCCACACAGGAGAGAAAAUGUUCAGCUGCUCAGUGUGUAAGAAAUACUUUAAACGAGGUGGAUAUUUACGGAUGCACAUGAAAAUCCACGCAGAAGAAAAGAAAACCUUCAGCUGCUCAGUUUGUGAGAAAUAUUUUACAGAGAAUGGGCAUUUACAGACACACAUGAGAACUCACACAGGAGAGAAGCCAUUCAGCUGCAGUGUUUGUGAUGAAAGAUUCUCUUGGGCUAAACAGCUCAGAAACCAUCAGUGUGUCAGUCGUCAGUCCUCACAGCUUCAUCAAACUCAAACUGAACAUUUUAAAACAGA